AUGGCCAAUGAGGGCAUAGUGUCUGACCUUGCAUUUGCUGCUCUCCUGCCCACCCCCCUCCUCCCCGUAUGGUGCGAACGUGCGCUUCUGCGUGCGUGCUCUUUUCGGGCGGUUUUUUUUAGCCCAUACUGCGCACGAAGUCAGAAAUCAACUGAAUCAUUUGCUUGUUGGACCAAAUCGCACUGCAGCCCCCACCGUAAUACGCUUCCUCUUUCUGCGUCUGACCUCUCUCUCUCUCUCUGUCCCUUAGACACCAUAAAUCAUUCCGCAUCAUCUCCGUCUAUCACUACUCAGUGGAAUAUUACAACGCAUUCGCGGAUGGUCUCAACUGGAUUCAACUUCUCUCAGCAUUCUCGUAUUAUCCACCUGGUAACAAUGACUGAUCAUGUAGUCUAUCAUGAUAAUGCCUUCCAUGUUUUCAAUCAUCAUAAAUGGAGUAUUCUUAGUUCAAAUUUACAAGGCCUUUUCCGAAUUCCCAUACUCAAGCAGUACGUUAAGAGUCUGAAUUUCCUCAUUUCAUCCAUAUUUUGCAAGUUCCAUUAUGUGUCUAGUUGGAUUUAUUGA
This is a messenger RNA of Rodentolepis nana, 564 nucleotides long. The record is from the annotation of a GenBank genome assembly. NCBI's taxonomy places the organism in Eukaryota, Metazoa, Platyhelminthes, Cestoda, Cyclophyllidea, Hymenolepididae.